GGUCACACCAAGAUCAACGCCUUCAACUGGGCUAAGGUUCGAAAGCUGAGCUUCAAGAGGAAACGUUUUCUCAUCAAACUACGGCCUGAUGUGAAUAGUUCAUUCCAGGACACUCUGGAAUUCCUUAUGUCCAGUCGAGAUUUUUGCAAGUCUUUCUGGAAGAUCUGCGUGGAACAUCAUGCCUUUUUCAGGCUUUUUGAGGAACCUAAACCAAAGCCUAAACCUGUUCUUUUUUCUAGAGGUUCAUCAUUUAGGUUCAGUGGUCGGACUCAGAAGCAAGUUCUUGACUACGUUAAAGAAGGAGGGCACAAAAAAGUGCAGUUUGAAAGGAAACACAGCAAGAUUCAUUCCAUCAGGAGUCUGACUGCACAGCCUUCAGAGCAGCAUACAGAGGUGCCAAAACAAAGCUCUAGCUUUGCCUAUGGAGACGACAAUGAUGCUGCAGCAGUGCAGAGCUGCCGACAAGGGAAGGAAUUGAAGGCUUCAACAGAAGACACGGGACAGCACAAGAGCCCUUCCUUGAAGAAGAGCCCAAAGGAAGGCAGAAAGGUGGAUGGAGCAGUGGUGUCAACAGUGGAGGAAGAAGAGGAGGCUGCUAAGGACAGGAUGCAGCAGAACAGACCUCAGUCACAGCAACCAAGCACAGGUUCUCUGACUGGCAGCCCUCACCUUUCAGAGCUUUCCAUCAAUUCCCAAGGAGGACCAUCGGUGGCAAAUAUGUCUUUAUCUCCAAACUUGAGCCCUGAUGCCAAGCAGUCAUCUCCCUUGAUCAGCCCUUUGCUGAAUGACCCAUCAUGCAUCAGGACUGACGAUGAGGAAGAGGUCAAAAGAAAGAGAUUCCCGACUGAGAAAGCUUACUUCAUUGCUAAAGAAGUAGCUACCACAGAACGAACAUACCUGAAGGACCUUGAAGUCAUCACAUCGUGGUUUCAGAGUGCAGUGAGUAAAGAGGAUUGCAUGCCCGACACACUGAAAAAUCUCAUUUUCUCCAACUUUGAACCUUUGCACAAAUUUCACACUGGUUUUCUCAAGGAAAUUGAGCAGAGACUUGCUCUGUGGGAAGGCCGCUCUAAUGCUCACAUUAAAGGAGAUUACCAAAGAAUUGGGGAUGUUAUGCUAAAGAACAUUCAGAGUAUGAAGCAACUGACAAUUCACCUGUGGAAGCACAAUGAGAUUUUAACGGAGUUGGAGAACGGGAUCAAGAACUCUCGCAAGCUGGAGACCUUUUGCAGGGAUUUCGAGCUACAGAAGGUCUGCUACUUGCCUCUCAAUACCUUCCUUCUCAGACCAUUACACAGGCUUAUGCACUACAAGCAGAUAAUGGAGAGGCUUUGCAAACACUACCCACCAAGUCACAUAGACUUCAGGGAUUCGAGAGCUGCUUUGGCUGAGAUUUCUGAAAUGGUGGCUCAGCUCCAUGGCAAUAUGAUAAAGAUGGAGAACUUCCAGAAGCUGCAUGAACUCAAGAAAGACUUGAUAGGCAUAGACAAUCUGGUGAUACCAGGAAGGGAGUUCAUUAGACUGGGCAGUCUUAGUAAGUUGUCUGGAAAAGGUUUACAGCAACGGAUGUUCUUCCUGUUUAAUGAUAUUUUGUUGUACACAAGUAGAGGCCUGACAGCAUCAAAUCAGUUUAAAGUCCAUGGGCAUCUUCCGCUGUAUGGCAUGACA
This is a messenger RNA of Balearica regulorum gibbericeps (East African grey crowned-crane), 1668 nucleotides long. The record is from RefSeq and is a predicted model, not a curated record. NCBI's taxonomy places the organism in Eukaryota, Metazoa, Chordata, Aves, Gruiformes, Gruidae.